AUGGCGACGGCUCCACCAUCCUCGUUAUUAACGAGUUUAACGGGCGUCUGGAGCCUCUUAGCUCUAAGAAGCGAUGUGGACGAUAUCAUUAUCGAACUACUCGGGCGCUUCGAUUUGGAGAAGAUCUACGCAGACUCAAACAAGGACAAGUACGCGGACUUGAUUCUCUCUUUACUCGCUCAGCUUGACGUGAUCUUCUUCAUCCAGCGACUCACUUUACCAGCCCCAGCACGAUCACCAGUUGGAUGGUCUCUUGGAUUUCUCGUCAGUUGGGAGGUGACUGUGCGUACCGUUGAAUUUAUUCUUCAGACCGUACUAGACGCUCGUGAAGUACUGUGGGAUACCUCCUUUCGCGACGAAUAUCUAGCACGGCUGUUACUAUCGACAGUGCGUAUUCUCUUGCUUCACCCCAAACCUCCAGUGAAUUCAAAGGCAAGAGACCGUCGAGACCGGUUCGCGCGCAUCCAGCGGUCCUUGGAAAGAAUAUGCGACAGUUACCCCGAUACAAAUUCAUCUCUACUAGCCGUUUGUAGAGCUAUCGCAGACACACUAUGCUCCGCACCCGAUGCAUUGACACUACCAACUAGACUAAAACAGGAGCUUCCAUCUUUGACAGAGGAUUUGUAUCCAUUGCCCGACUGCCUUUCAUCGUCCUCCAUUGCAACUAUUAUACCUCAAAAUGGCUCACCGCAGAAUUGGUUAUCACAGCUACUGGCUCUUUACGAUGUCGCACACUUUGUUGUCGGCGCGAACGUCCAAUUCGCGGUCAACAGUCAAAAGCUGGGCGACACGGAAUUGGAAGCGGCCUCGAAGAAAACUCGCGACGCAGUCUUGUACGCAAUCAAUCGCAUUAGGUCCCCGCCAAAUCUUCCUCCAGCAAAGCUUGUACCGGUCAUCAGUGAAUCUUUUCGCAUGAUUCUACCCGAUACCCCCGUGAUGCAGCACGGAGCCGACAGCCAGGACCGGGAUGGGAACAUAUCAGAUGCUUGGGACAUGCUGCGUGAAAAGCUCAGUUACCGUCAGAUGAUUCACCGCAUCAGUGAUCGAGCUGUAAUGCAUAAUGUGUACCAGAUCACGAGGUAUAUUGAGCUCCUGGAUGAUCCCAGUGACCAGUUGAAGUCGACCAGUCCACGAUUAUACGCGGUGAAUUGCCAACAGUGCCAUUUGAUUGGAUAUUCCCAAGUCAAGAAUAUAGAGCACAUGGGCCCGAUCACAGAUGAUACUGGUAAAGGACACGAAAUCACUUUGCCACAGGACUCCACGUGCACCCUUUGUGGAUCCAAAGUCACCAUGUUACGUGAGGUACCACUUGCUCGAUAUACAUGGGAGAGUCUCAAGUCAAUUAUCCCGAACGUGGAAGGAGUCAAUAUGGAACGGCAUCUCCCUACACAAUUUCAGCUAUCACCACCCAAGGCCGAUCAGCUACGCCGGGGCUCGGAAGGAACACAAGGGGGCUUGUCGUCCCCAGCACCGUUCAGCAUCCCACAGAGACGAUGGAACGGUAGUCGCACAGAUUCUUCCGAGAAUUUGUUCUCUCCCAGUAAUCGAAAAAUGAGCGACACUUCGCCGCCGCCGAGGACACCUAGGGCCGUAACCGGAGAACAUCCCUUCUCAGCAGACGAUGUAGGUGAGCCUUUCUCCAGGACAACAUCGGUUGAACAAUUCAGCAACAAAGGCGUCACGUUUACGACCAAAAGCUUGUCAUCGAGUAGUGGGACUCGAACACUCUCGCCCCCUGAUCGAUCGAAUAAAUCUUCAAGGUGGAAAUCACGGUUCAACAUGGCUAGAAAGGAUACAAAGGACUCAGCAGAUACAAGCUCUCUAUCUUCAGCUACAUUAGAGUCGCAGAGACCGGAGGGGAUUGAUUUGAGAGCUUUAGUCAAUCGAACGAAGGAUGGCACGAAAGGGAAGUCCGGUCAGAAUAUCAACGUUUCUCUUUCGCAGGACUCGACCUACACGCUAUUCUGGACGCAUUCGAGUAUCCAGAUUUGGGAUGUCAGCACAUGUCCUGCCAGCUUCAAACAUUCAGUCUCAACAGAAGGAUUCUGCGUUCUAGCUACUGUCACUGGGCAGUACUUGGCGUACAUGAUUGGCGAUAGAGAUCAAAGGUUGACGCUGCGAAUCAAAAAUCUUGGUCAAAUGUCAUUCAGCGCGAUUGAGUAUCGAAUGAGGCCUUCACCCUGGUGUAGGUGCAUGGCACUCUCCCCAACCGGAGGCUUUGUCGCCGUGGGAUUCGAGAACGCAACUGUCGGCCUGUAUAACUCUUUCGAUUCCCAGUCUCCCCGGCCAUAUCGACUUCAUGCUCGUCAUCACCAGGAUUGCAAAGACUGUCCUCCUGUCGACACGGUAUCGUUUUCGAACGAUGGGCUCGUUCUUGUUGCUAGUACCAGGAGCACAAAGAAUGGAACCAUUCAGGUGUACCGGUCACGAUUCCCAUUCUCGGAGUUCGAGGAGCUCGUACCAUGCCGAUAUCGCGUUCCUCUUCACGAGUCAGAAGACAACGGGGUGUCAUCCGUAACUUUCCAGCCUGGGACAGAUGGGAGAGAAGACAUUGUCUGUAUUACAACAUGGACACAGUCCGGCGUCCCUGUGCUCGUUCAGCCUAACGGCCACAAAACGGAAAUCCAGUCACAAAGCUCGUCUUCCAACCGGCAGGGCAAAUUGGGUCGUCGUAUCCAGGCAUCGGCUUUCGCCCCAUCCGGACGAGAGCUGGCGUUAGUCAAUGAUCAAGGCUACGUCUAUCGAAUAUCUGACCUAAGUUCAAGCCCAAUGGAUAUUCGAAGGGUUGCAACAUCUAAGGCCUUUCCAAUCAAGUCAGAUUCUUUUGCACUCGCGUUCGUGCCGCUUCAAGACGAGGAGACGAUCAUUAUUUCGUGGUCUGAUUCAUCAAAAGCUCUGGGCUACGUGAAAAAGAUACCAAUAGUACCAACGGGUGAAAUUUACCAUUCUCCAAAGUCAAACUUCUUCGACGUCAAUGUUAAUCCUCACCCUGCCCAGUCGGAACUUCCAGAACGCGAAUUCAAGGAGCCAGAAAAACCUCGCAUUUUCCAGAAGCCUCCUGUAGAGCUUGAGGCGUCCGAGAUUGAUUUGAGCUCUAAUAAGCGAGCUUCGAAGACGGGAUUUUUAGGAUCACUCUAUGGCAAAAAAUGA
Molecule: messenger RNA, 3150 nt
Organism: Penicillium brasilianum
Lineage: Eukaryota; Fungi; Ascomycota; Eurotiomycetes; Eurotiales; Aspergillaceae
Source: the annotation of a GenBank genome assembly